AUGGAUUUUGGACGGAGCGGAGGAGCGGACGUGGGAACUCGCUCUGCUGUUCUCCCAUCUGCCGCACACUGUCGAGGGUUAGAGAAGCUAUGGCAGUGUGUUCUGGGGGCCAUGGGGGCUCGGCGGCUCCACGUCCCGGCCCCGGUUUCACGUCCCGGCCCCGGUUUCACGUCCCGGCCCCGGGUUUCACGUCCCGGCCCCGGGUUUCACGUCCCGGCCCCGGCUCCACGUCCCGGCCCCGGCUCCACGUCCCGGCCCCGGCUCCACGUCCUGACCCCGGCUUCACGUCCCGGCCCUGGCUCCACGUCCCGGCCCCGGCUCCACGUCCUGACCCCGGCUCCACGUCCUGACCCCGGCUUCACGUCCCGGCCCUGGCUCCACGUCCCGGCCCCGGCUCCACGUCCUGACCCCGGCUCCACGUCCUGA
Molecule: messenger RNA, 426 nt
Organism: Knipowitschia caucasica
Lineage: Eukaryota; Metazoa; Chordata; Actinopteri; Gobiiformes; Gobiidae
Source: the annotation of a GenBank genome assembly